This is a messenger RNA of Argiope bruennichi, 2568 nucleotides long. Its product is annotated as solute carrier family 12 member 8-like. The transcript is spliced from 16 exons. Gene Ontology annotation, biological process: potassium ion import across plasma membrane; chloride ion homeostasis; cell volume homeostasis. Gene Ontology annotation, molecular function: potassium:chloride symporter activity. Gene Ontology annotation, cellular component: membrane. The record is from RefSeq and is a predicted model, not a curated record. Bases 134 to 2221 code for a protein of 695 amino acids. NCBI's taxonomy places the organism in Eukaryota, Metazoa, Arthropoda, Arachnida, Araneae, Araneidae.
UUUUUAUUUUCUCCAUCUAUUCUUGACCGAGUUCAAUGGAACACCUGUAAGCAUGAAUGACAGCUGAUUCUGUCCAUAUGGUUCAUUGUCCUACCUGAUGAAUCGGCUUUUUUAUCUGUGUGUGUAGUAUAUCAUGACAACUGACAAAGAUGCUUCUGCACGCUCCACAAAAUCAGUUGAUUGGGAACGCUUUGGUCUCAGUGCGGAACCAUCUUUGGAAAAGGGCCCACUUUUGGGCUCAUGGGGAGAAGGAGAAGGUAGUUCCCAUUUUCAUGACAAAGGAGCCAAAGAAUUAUUUCAUGAAGAUCAGUUAGCAAGCAACAAACCUUGGUGGAAAACCAAUUUCUUUCUAUCAGAACCUGUUUUAUUUGGCGUAUGGGAUGGUGUAUUCACAUCAUGUAUGAUCAAUUUGUUCAGUGUGAUUAUAUUUCUCAGAGUUGGUUGGAUUGUUGGUGAAGCUGGUAUUGCUCAGUCUAUAGGUAUAGUGUGCCUAACAGUUCUUAUUGGGACUACUACUGUGCUGUCAGGAAUUGGAAUCUGUGAAAGAUGUCACCUUGAAAGUGGAGGCGUUCAUUUUCUUUUGUCACACAUUUUUGGAACUCGUAUGGGUGGAGCAGUCAGUUUGAUCUAUUGCUUUGGUCAAUCUGUGAGCUGUGCAUUACAUGUUAUGGGGUUUGCUGAGUCUUUUUCUCAAGUACUUGACAUCACUAAUACUUGGGCUAUUCGUGCUGUUGGUAUGGUCAUGAUAAUUCUUCUUUUAGGUAUUAAUUUGGCUGGAGUGAAAUGGGUUAUACGCUUACAGUUUGGAUUACUGAUAAUAUUGCUUUUAGCAGCUCUUGAUUUAGCUGUGGGAACAUUUAUUCAAGUGGAUAUAGAUCAUGGAGUCGUUGGAUAUAAUUUAGAGAACCUUAAAAAUAAUACUGGCCCUGAUUAUACUGACAAUGAAAACUGGUUUACAGUUUUUGGAGUAUUUUUCCCAGCUAUGACAGGGAUUCUUGCUGGUAUCAACAUGAGUGGGGACUUGCAUAACCCAUCUAGAGAUAUACCUGUUGGAACUUUAGCAUCUGUUGGCACCAGCUUUUUUAUUUAUAUGACUUUUGUGGUUGGAUUGGGUGCUACAUGCCAGAGAUGGGCCUUGCAUACAGAUUACAUGAUUGCUUCAAAAGUUUCUGCAAUUGGUGUCCUCUUACUUGCUGGUUUAUAUAUUUCAGCUAUGUCAGCUUGUUUAGGUGCACUUUAUGCAACUCCAAGAAUUAUUCAAAGCAUGGCAAAUGAAAAUGUUAUCCCAAUAUUGAAGUUUUUAGGCAAAGGGAAAGGUCCUAAUAAAGUACCAAUCUAUUCACUCAUUGUCUUUGCGAGUGUUACUUUCAUUUUUGUUCUGGUUGGCAGCAUCAAUACAUUGGCUCCAAUAGUCACCAUACCAUUUCUUCUAACUUAUGCUUCUGUUGAAUAUGCUUAUUUUUCUCUUGCCAUGACUUUUGAUAUUCAAAAGAAACGAGAAGAAAGGUAUGCUGAGCAAGGUCUUCAAAGCCCAUCAUUUGUUUUGGAUCAAGGUAGACUAGCUUAUGGGUCUACAAAAGAAAAUAAGGUUGAUGCUGAUUUAGAUGAACUAUUUCCUGAGCGUGUACCUCAUCAUAAGCGCGGCAUGGUUCAUGACGGCAGCAGUUUGAGUAUUUCUGCUACAGAGUCACCAGUAACCUCACCUGAUGAACAUAGUUCCAUUCGAAGUGCAGAGAGCAGAAAUUCUCAGAUUAGCAUUAACCAACCAGUUGAGAAUACUUCAGACCAAGCAAAAUUGUAUCGAAAUGAAAUAGGCUCUAAGCGUAAAAGAUGGUAUACAAUUUUUUGUAAUAGAUGGCUAGCCCUUGUUGGGGCAAUUAUAAAAGUUUCUAUGAUGUUUUUGGUACAAUGGAUUUAUGCUUUGUCAUCUUUAGUCAUUCUUUUGGCAUUGUGGUUUUAUAUUGGACAAGUGAAUCCAGGCAGUUUUAGAGGUAUAGCAGAAUUUAGAUUAUUUCCAUGGAUAAAAAAUAUGUUCUACAGAUGUUUAGGUUGCAAAAUAAUGGAUUAUGAUCAGAUAAUAGUUGCUCCAAACAUUCCUGAUCUUGAAGUGAAGGAAGCUCAACUAACUGAAGACAAUGUUGACUAUGCUUCUCGAAAGCGCUAUCAUCAUUCCAAAACCAUUGAAAGUGUUCCUCAUCCAACUCAUCUGGAAAGCGAUUAAUAUUGCUCAGAUUCAUUAAUGAUAUAAAUCAAUAUUUUGCUGACGAUGAUUCAGAAGUAUAUUUAGUAGCAAAAAAGGGGAAGACCUACCAUUACUACCAUUCCUCAUCAUUAGAUGCAUGCUGAGUGUUUUCAUAUGCUUUUAUUUAAAAGAAGUAUUUUAAGUUUAGAGUUUAUAGUUUUAAUUUCAUAGAGAGAGAAAAUACUUUAAAAUGCUGUCAAUCUUUAUUUUAAAGAUUUCUCAAGAAAAACUUUUUGUGUAGAAUAUUUUACUAAUGCAUUCUGUUUUGUUAGUGAGUAGUAUAUUCUAUUGUAUAGUGACUUUUAUGUGCAAUAUUAAUAUUUUGU